GCUGCUGUCGCUACUCCUAGCUGGCUGUAACCCGGACUUUCCGUCGCGUGCAGGAGAUUCUCAGCAACACAUUUGCCCGCGGAUGUUUGGUCUGUAACAUUUGUUCCAUUUACCCGCGUUUAAUCCACGAAUCAAGUCAAAAAUAAUAGUUUAACGGACUUUAAAAUCCACGUCUACGCUAACUGAGGAGGCGGGUUUCAUGGUUAGCUGCGCUUUCGGCAGAUUAGGAUGAAAGGGGGCUAAAAUAAAUAAAAUCAGAAUGUGAGAUGAUCUGGGCUUUGUGACACGGAGCUUUACCCUGCUUGGAGUAGCUUUCAGAGGUUGGGUCCACCUGGUCAUAAAGGCAUGGACAUGGUCAGCAGCAAUACUCGGGUAGGCUGUGGGGUUUGAAAAAGACUCAGAUGGGACAUGAACACCUCUCACAUCAUCACACCACCACCGCCAUGCUGGAGCCUUGAUGUUGGUGACGCCGUCUCUUUCCAGUCUGCCGAUUCUCCUGUUUCUGACGCUAUUCUGUAAAUGUUAGAGAUGGUUGUGGGAAAAAUCCCAGUGGAUUAUUUUCUGAGAUACUCAGACCAGCCGGUCUGUCACUAACAAACCUAUAUUUAUCUAUGUAACAUAAAACAUGCCAUGUUCAAAGCUUCUUACGUUUCCUUCUUUUCCUCCAAUCGGUUGCUCAGUUUGAUCUUCACCAGCUGCCUGCUGUCGCGUGAUUGGCUUAUUUAGAUAGUGCUGACUCAGAAUCUGGGCAACGCAUCAUCCCUCAGUUACAGUUUUUAAUAAAAACACGCUGACAUCAUAAUUUUGCAGUACUGCAGGAGUUGCAUGUACCUCUGGAGGUUAAAAUAAAAGUUUGUAUCAUUUGAAAUGUUUAGAUUAAAAUUACAAUGAUGAAGAAUUAGGAGGAAUAAUUUAACUUGAAAUAACUCAUUUAAUAAACUCACCGCGGGUCCUUUCGGAGGUCAUGGGAGGUCACAGCCGAAGAGUCGGACGAGCUGCGAGAAAGCGGCGGCAGAAACAAGAAAACAUGCAUUCAGUGUCACUGAGUCCCCAGCAGCAGUACAUGAGGCUGAUAAAGUUCCUCCACCAGCGAGGGUUCCCCUCCUCUCCGCUGCAGCCGACCCUCUUCUCCGACACAGGCAGAGGGCUGAAGACUCUCCGAACUAUUCAGCCUGGUGAGAUGAUAAUUUCUCUACCAGAAUCUUGUCUCAUCACAACAUCGACUGUUCUGGACAGCUACCUGGGCCCGUACAUCAAGAGCUGGAGUCGUCGUCUCUCACCUCUCCUGGUGCUCUGCGUCUUCCUGGUGUGUGAGCGGCACAGAGGAGAGGCCUCUGAUUGGUUCCCCUACAUCGAUGUGCUACCCUGCACCUACACCUGCCCUGCAUAUUUCUCGGAUGAUGUCAUAGAUGUGCUGCCAGCUGAUGUGCGGAGGCAGGCGAUGGACCAGAGGGAGGCGGUGCGUCAGCUGCACUCGUCCAAUGAGGACUUUUUCAGGUCCCUGCAGCCAGCUCUGAGCCAGCCCACAGAUGUUCUGACCUACGAGGCUCUGAGGUGGGCAUGGUGUAGUGUGAACACUCGCUCCGUCUUCAUGUCCCGCCCACCUAACCACUUCCUGUCUGGACAGGACAACUAUGCUUUGGCUCCAUUUCUGGACCUCCUGAACCACCGCCCUGAUGUGCAGGUAAAAGCAAGCUUCAACAGUCAGAGCAGAUGCUAUGAAGUCAGAAGUGUUGAUGGGACGAAGCGCUACCAGCAGGUGUUCAUAAACUACGGUUCCCAUGACAACCAGCGACUUUUGUUAGAGUACGGUUUUGUUACCAUGGACAAUCCUCACAGCGUCGUCUAUGUGGAAAAAGAUCUCCUCUGUGAUGUGCUGAAAGGUGAUAAAAGUUUGGAUCAGAAGAUGAAGUUCCUCAGAGAGCACGAUUUCCUCCAGAACCUCACUGUGUCCAGGGAAGGUCCCAGCUGGAGGCUGAUGACCGCUCUCAGACUUCUGUCUCUGCCACAAACGCUCUACCACCUCUGGAAGGCAGCGCUGCUCGGCCAGGCUCUGUGUGAAAACCUGGAGCAGUGGGGCGUAGAGACGGUCAUGGCUUUGUGUCGGCGACUUCAACGAGAAUCACAAACAGCCUUAGAGAAGAUCACACACCUGCUCCAGCAGUGUGAGCAGCCAAUCAGAGAUCAGCUGGAGAUGGUGAGGUCCUUGCGGCAAGAGGAGAGCUGGAUCCUAGAAGGCUGUUUUAAAACACUUGAGGACAACUUCCUGUCAUCCAGACCAAAUGACGGGGCGAUGAGGUGACGCCGGAGCGGUGUAAUAAUCCAGAUUACUGGCUGAACUCUCUCCUGACUGGUCCCCCAGAGCACACAGUUGGCAUCAAAUUAAUGUAUUUAAUAAUAAAAUAUUUUAGCAGCUGAA
This is a messenger RNA of Nothobranchius furzeri (turquoise killifish), 2419 nucleotides long. It is a transcript of the gene setd4, whose product is annotated as SET domain containing 4. The record is from RefSeq and is a predicted model, not a curated record. Gene Ontology annotation, biological process: peptidyl-lysine monomethylation; peptidyl-lysine trimethylation. NCBI's taxonomy places the organism in Eukaryota, Metazoa, Chordata, Actinopteri, Cyprinodontiformes, Nothobranchiidae. Gene Ontology annotation, molecular function: protein-lysine N-methyltransferase activity; protein binding.